GAGGCGGGAGCAGCCUAGGCAGCUGGGCUGGGUUGGGGUGUUGAGUCCAGGCUGAGUUGGGCAUAGACCUCUGCUCCCGGUCGCUGUGUCUGCUGGGCCAAGCACCCUGCCUGGAAGCCCAGGCAGGGUGGAAAGGGCGAGGUGCCACCUUAGUCUGGCUGGGGAGGCAGAUGAUGAGGAGCGAUGGGGCAGGCAUGCGGCCACUCCAUCCUCUGCAGGAGCCAGCAGUACCCGGCAGCGAGACCGGCUGAGCCGCGGGGCCAGCAGGUCUUCCUCAAGCCGGACGAGCCGCCGCCGCCGCCGCCGCAGCCAUGCGCCGACAACCUGCAGGAUGCUCUGCUGAGCCUGGGCUCCGUCAUCGACAUCACCGGCCUGCAACAGGCUGUCAAGGAGGCUCUCUCUGCUGUGCUCCCCAAAGUGGAGACUGUCUACACCUACCUGCUGGACAAGGAGUCCCGACUGGUCUGUGAGGAGCCCCCGCACGAGCUGCCCCAGGAGGGGAGAGUCCGAGAGGCUGUGAUCUCCCAGAAGCGGUUGGGCUGCAAUGGAUUGGGCCCCGCGGACCUGCCAGGGAAACCCUUGGCCAAAUUGGCGGCCCCGCUGGCUCCUGACACCCAAGUGCUGGUCAUACCACUGGUGGACAAGGAGGCCGGUGCUGUGGCAGCUGUCAUCUUGGUUCACUGUGGCCAGCUGAAUGACAGUGAGGAGUGGAGCCUGCAAGCUGUGGAGAAGCAUACUCUUGUGGCCCUGCGGAGGGUGCAGGCCCUGCAGCAGCGCGGGCCCAGUGCAGCCCCAGAAGAGGUCCAGAAUCCUCCAGUGGCGGCGUCCGGAGACCAGAAAGGCGGGGUUGUGUACACUGACCAGGACAGAAAGAUCCUGCAAUUGUGCGGGGAACUCUACGAACUGGAUGCCUCUAGCCUGCAGUUCAAAAUCCUUCAAUACGUGCAGCAGGAGACCCAGGCAUCCCGCUGCUGCCUCCUGCUGGUGUCGGAGGACAAUCUCCAGCUUUCCUGUAAGGUCAUGGGAGAAAAAGUCCUGGAGGAAGAGAUCAGCUUUCCGCCUCUCUUCACUCUCCAGUUGACCACAGGACGCCUGGGCCAGGUGGUAGAAGACAAGAAGUCUAUCCAGCUGAAGGAUCUCACCUCAGAGGAUGUACAACAGCUACAAAGCAUGAUGGACUGCGAGCUGCAGGCCAUGCUCUGUGUCCCUGUCAUAAGUCGGGCUACUGACCAGGUGGUGGCCUUGGCCUGUGCCUUCAACAAGCUUGGAGGAGACUUGUUCACCGAGCAGGACGAGCACGUGAUCCAGCACUGCUUCCACUACACUAGCACUGUGCUCACCAACACCCUGGCCUUCCAGAAGGAACAGAAGCUCAAGCGUGAAUGCCAGGCUCUUCUCCAAGUGGCAAAGAACCUCUUCACCCACCUGGAUGAUGUCUCUGUCCUGCUCCAGGAGAUCAUCACGGAGGCCAGGAACCUCAGCAAUGCAGAGAUCUGCUCUGUGUUCCUGCUGGAUCAGAACGAGUUAGUGGCUAAGGUGUUUGAUGGAGGUGUGGUGGAUGAUGAGACCUAUGAGAUCCGCAUCCCAGCGGACCAGGGCAUCGCGGGCCUCGUGGCGACCACCGGCCAGAUCCUGAACAUACCGGACGCCUAUGCGCACCCACUUUUCUACCGUGGCGUGGAUGACAGCACAGGCUUCCGCACACGCAACAUCCUCUGCUUCCCCAUCAAGAAUGAGAACCAGGAGGUCAUCGGUGUGGCAGAGCUGGUGAACAAGAUCAACGGACCUUGGUUCAGCAAGUUUGACGAGGACCUGGCGACGGCCUUCUCCAUCUACUGUGGCAUCAGCAUCGCCCAUUCCCUCCUGUACAAGAAAGUGAAUGAGGCCCAGUAUCGCAGCCAUCUGGCCAAUGAGAUGAUGAUGUACCACAUGAAGGUCUCAGAUGAUGAGUACACCAAACUUCUGCACGAUGGGAUCCAGCCUGUGGCUGCCAUUGACUCCAACUUUGCCAGUUUCACCUAUACCCCAAGAUCUCUCCCCGAGGAUGACACUUCCAUGGCCAUCCUGAGCAUGCUGCAGGACAUGAAUUUCAUCAACAACUACAAAAUUGACUGCCCGACACUGGCACGCUUCUGUUUGAUGGUGAAGAAGGGUUACCGGGAUCCCCCCUACCACAACUGGAUGCACGCCUUUUCCGUCUCCCACUUCUGCUACCUACUCUAUAAGAACCUGGAGCUCACCAACUACCUCGAGGACAUCGAGAUCUUUGCCUUGUUUGUUUCCUGCAUGUGUCACGACUUGGACCACAGAGGUACCAACAACUCCUUCCAGGUGGCCUCGAAAUCUGUGCUGGCUGCACUCUACAGCUCCGAAGGCUCUGUCAUGGAGAGGCAUCACUUCGCACAGGCCAUUGCCAUUCUCAACACCCACGGUUGCAACAUCUUCGACCACUUCUCCCGAAAGGACUAUCAGCGCAUGCUGGACCUGAUGAGGGACAUCAUCCUGGCCACAGACCUGGCCCACCACCUCCGCAUCUUCAAAGACCUCCAGAAGAUGGCUGAAGUGGGCUAUGACCGAACCAACAAGCAGCACCACAGCCUCCUUCUCUGUCUCCUCAUGACCUCCUGUGACCUCUCUGACCAGACCAAGGGCUGGAAGACCACAAGGAAGAUAGCCGAGCUGAUCUACAAGGAGUUCUUCUCCCAGGGAGACCUGGAGAAGGCCAUGGGCAACAGGCCAAUGGAGAUGAUGGACCGUGAGAAGGCCUACAUCCCCGAGCUGCAAAUCAGUUUCAUGGAACACAUUGCAAUGCCAAUCUACAAGUUGCUGCAGGACCUGUUCCCCAAGGCCUCGGAACUGUAUGAACGCGUGGCCUCUAACCGUGAGCACUGGACCAAGGUGUCGCACAAGUUCACCAUCCGCGGCCUCCCGAGCAACAACUCGCUGGACUUCCUGGACGAGGAGUAUGAGGUGCCUGAACUGGAUGGCACUGGGACCCCCAUCAAUGGGUGUUGCAGCCUUGAUGCUGAGUGAGCCCCUCCUGGGACCCUCCCCUACCCAGGCCACCUCCCACAACUCUCCACUGGCCUGGCCAGAAGCACUAGGACCAGAGCCAUGUGUCCUGGUUCUAGACCAGGACUUCCCAUGUGACCCUGAGCAAGCACUGACCUUCCUGGGCCUCAGCUUUCUCUUCUGUAUAAUGGAUACAAGACUUUCACCCUCACCAAGAUUUUUCAUAUGUCCUCUGAGAGCACAGGGUGAUCAGUAAGCAGUGGGCCCUGCUCUGGCCUCUGACCUUGGCAAAUCCUGCUUAAAUCAUUGCCUCUCUGAGGCAGCCUGAAUGAAUUCUCCUGGGUCUCCUUCCUGCCCCACCAAAUAUGUGCCCUUUUCCCCUCCCCAGGGUCUCAUGCAAGGAGGUGGAUCAUCUGUGAUCUUAUAAACAGUCGUUAGCUCUGCUGGAGGACUGUCAACAGCCACGGGGCCGAAGAUGCCCCCGAGGACUGCCACUGUAUUUAAGUUGGGGAUCGGGACCUGGGGAGAUUCAAGGGAUCCACAAGGAGGCAGCUCAUUGCUCUGAGGAGAAGGGUCUCAGGAAGAAAGUGGGAUUAGUGGCAGGAAAGACCCCCUAGGCCGUGUGACCCUGGGCAAGUCCCUUCCCCUGCUGGGCAAAGCAGGAGGGUGAUGAGAUAAUUCAUUCUCUAAGACCCCUUUUAGAUCAAAGUCCUCAUAGCUCUGUGGAGAGGCCAUGAGAAGUCCCUGCCACCCUAGAGCAGAGAGAUGACCCUGCGUCCCCCAGUGGCCCCUUGAGAGUACCCCUUAGCCAGAGCCAUUCCCCCGUUCCUUCAGCCAGAGAGGGACCCGGCCUCAGUCCCAGCAGGGCUUAUCUCCUCUUCAAGGCCAUAUUCCCUCAUGCCCCGGGGCUUGGGAGACCCCAAUGGGCUGGGCCUCCUGGGUCAACCUGGACUCUGGCUUCUCCCUUCUCUGGUUUGUUCUAUAUGUGCUGUGGGGUGGGGGGAGGGGGGCCACCUGCCUUACCUAUUCUGAGUUGCCUUUAGAGAGAUGCAUUUUUCUAGGACUCUGUGCAACUGUUGUAUAUGGUCCCGUGGGCUGACCGCUUUGUACAUGAGAAUAAAUCUAUUUCUUUCUACCAA
Molecule: messenger RNA, 4151 nt
Organism: Condylura cristata (star-nosed mole)
Lineage: Eukaryota; Metazoa; Chordata; Mammalia; Eulipotyphla; Talpidae
Gene: PDE2A
Product: phosphodiesterase 2A, cGMP-stimulated
Exons: 31
Coding region: 184-3033 (949 amino acids)
Biological process (GO): regulation of mitochondrion organization; cGMP catabolic process; negative regulation of receptor guanylyl cyclase signaling pathway
Cellular component (GO): perinuclear region of cytoplasm; nucleus; mitochondrial inner membrane
Molecular function (GO): 3',5'-cyclic-GMP phosphodiesterase activity; protein homodimerization activity; 3',5'-cyclic-AMP phosphodiesterase activity
Source: RefSeq, a predicted model, not a curated record